AUGACAAUUAUCCCAUCUGAGACAACUCUAAAAACCACCAUAAGCUCAUCAGGGACAAAUUUGUCAAGCACAACUCUCACAGAAGCAACAAUCUUUUCGGAGGUAACUUCCACAAGAACAUCUACAGCAGGAUCAACAAGUUCCUCAGAGCCAACUUUCACAAAUCCAGCUUCAACAGUUUCAACUGGGUCUUCUGAGUCAACAACAUCUACUACUUUCUCAAGUAUACCAACAACAAAUGUGACAACAGUAUCUGAUAAAACUUCUGAAAUGACAAUUAGCCCAUCUGAGACAACUCUACCAACAACCAUAAGCUCAUCAGGGACAAUUGUGUCAAGCACAACUUUUACAGAAGCUUCAACAACAUCAUAUAGGUCUUCUGAGUCAACAACGUCUGUAUCCCUUAGUUCAUCAGAGACAACUAGCCCAUCAGAGACAACUCUAACAACAACCAUAAGCUCAUCAGGGACAAAUGUGUCAAGCUUAUCAAGCUUACCUCACACAGCAUCAACCAGCUCAUUGGAUACUACUUUCUCAAGUAUACCAACAACAAGUGUGACAACAGUAUCUGAUAAAACUUCUGAAAUGACAAUUAGCCCAUCAGAGACAACUCUAACAACCAUAAGCUCAUCAGGGACAACAUUGUCAAGCACAACUCUCACAGAAGCAACAAUCUUUUCAGAGGUAACUUCUGCAAGAACAUCUACAGCAGGAUCAACAAGUUCCUCAAAGCCAACUUUCACAAGUCCAGCUUCAACAGUUUCAUCUGGGUCUUCUGAGUCAACAACAUUCUCAAGUAUACCAACAACAAGUGUGACAACAGUAUCUGAUAAAACUUCUGAAAUGACAAUUAGCCCAUCAGAGACAACUCUAACAACCAUAAGCUCAUCAGGGACAACAUUGUCAAACACAACUCUCACAGAAGCAACAAUCUUUUCAGAGGUAACUUCUGCAAGAACAUCUACAGCAGGAUCAACAAGUUCCUCAAAGCCAACUUUCACAAGGCCAGCUUCAACAGUUUCAUCUGGGUCUUCUGAGUCAACAACAUCUGUAUCCCUUAGUACUUUAUCAAGCUUACCUCACACAGCAUCAACCAGCUCAUUGGAUAGCUUAUCUCCAACAACAUCUACCAGCUCAUUGGAUACUACUUUCUCAAGUAUACCAACAACAAGUGUGGUAACUUCCGCAAGAACAUCUACAGCAGAAUCAACAAGCUCCUCAGAGACAACUUUCACAAGUCCAGCUUCAACAGUUUCAUCUGGGUCUUCAACAACAUCUGUAUCCUUUAGUUCAUCAGAGAAAACUUCAUCAAGCUUAUCUCCAACAACAUCUACAAGCUCAAUGGAGACUACUUUCUCAAGUAUACCAACAACAAGUGUGUCAUAUAGGUCUUCUGAGUCAACAACGUCUGUGUCCCUUAGUUCAUCAGAGACAUCUGAUAAAACUUCUGAAAUGACAAUUAGCCCAUCAGAGACAACUUUAACAACCAUAAGCUCAUCAGGGACAACAUUGUCAAGCACAACUCUCACAGAAGCAACACUCUUUUCAGAGGUAACUUCUGCAAGAACAUCUACAGCAGGAUCAACAAGUUCCUCAAAGCCAACUUUCACAAGUCCAGCUUCAACAGUUUCAUCUGGGUCUUCUGAGUCAACAACAUCUGUAUCCCUUAGUUCAUCAGAGACAACUUCAUCAAGCUUAUCUCCAACAACAUCUACCAGCUCAUUGGAGACUACUUUCUCAAGUAUACCAACAACAAGUGUGACAACAGUAUCUGAUAAAACUUCUGAAAUGACAAUUAGCCCAUCUGAGACAACUCUAACAAGUGUGACAACAGUAUCUGAUAAAACUUCUGAAAUGACAAUUAGCCCAUCUGAGACAACUCUAACAACAACCGUAAGCUCAUCAGGGACAAAUGUGUCAAGCACUACUUUUCCAGAAGCUUCAACAACUUCAUAUAGGUCUUCUGAGUCAACAAUGUCUGUUUCAUCUGGGUCUUCUGAGUCAACAACAUCUGUAUCCCUUAGUUCAUCAGAGACAACUUCAUCAAGCUUAUCUCAAACAUCAGAGCCAACUUUCACAAGUCCAGCUUCAACAGUUUCAACUGGGUCUUCUGAGUCAACAACAUCUGUAUCCCUUAGUUUAUCAGAGACA
Molecule: messenger RNA, 2151 nt
Organism: Bombina bombina (fire-bellied toad)
Lineage: Eukaryota; Metazoa; Chordata; Amphibia; Anura; Bombinatoridae
Product: mucin-22-like
Exons: 14
Source: RefSeq, a predicted model, not a curated record